Molecule: messenger RNA, 3383 nt
Organism: Neogale vison (American mink)
Lineage: Eukaryota; Metazoa; Chordata; Mammalia; Carnivora; Mustelidae
Gene: SEC61A1
Product: SEC61 translocon subunit alpha 1
Exons: 12
Coding region: 137-1567 (476 amino acids)
Biological process (GO): SRP-dependent cotranslational protein targeting to membrane, translocation; post-translational protein targeting to membrane, translocation
Cellular component (GO): Sec61 translocon complex; membrane
Molecular function (GO): signal sequence receptor activity; ribosome binding; transmembrane protein transporter activity
Source: RefSeq, a predicted model, not a curated record
GCUGCCGCGGUGCUAGCACUGACGUGUCUCUCGGCGGAGGUGCAGCGCUCGGGAGCGGGCUGGGCCGCGGACAGCCUCACUUCACUCGGAGUGGAGCGGAGCCGAAGGGGAACCCGGAGCCCGAGCAGCCACCGCCAUGGCGAUCAAAUUUCUGGAAGUCAUCAAGCCCUUCUGUGUCAUCCUGCCGGAAAUUCAAAAACCGGAGAGGAAGAUUCAGUUUAAGGAGAAAGUGCUGUGGACUGCAAUCACCCUCUUUAUCUUCUUAGUAUGCUGCCAGAUCCCGCUGUUUGGUAUCAUGUCUUCAGAUUCAGCUGACCCUUUCUAUUGGAUGAGAGUGAUUCUUGCCUCAAACAGAGGCACAUUGAUGGAGCUGGGUAUCUCUCCCAUUGUCACCUCCGGCCUCAUCAUGCAGCUCUUGGCUGGUGCCAAAAUAAUUGAAGUUGGUGACACCCCAAAAGACCGAGCCCUCUUCAAUGGAGCCCAAAAGUUAUUUGGCAUGAUCAUUACCAUCGGCCAGUCCAUCGUGUACGUGAUGACAGGAAUGUACGGAGAUCCUUCUGAAAUGGGCGCUGGAAUCUGCCUGUUAAUCACCAUACAGCUCUUUGUUGCUGGCUUAAUUGUCUUACUUUUGGAUGAACUUCUGCAAAAAGGAUACGGCCUGGGCUCUGGGAUCUCCCUCUUCAUUGCCACUAACAUCUGCGAGACCAUCGUGUGGAAGGCGUUCAGCCCCACCACUGUCAACACUGGCCGAGGAAUGGAAUUUGAAGGCGCCAUCAUCGCACUGUUCCAUCUACUGGCCACACGCACUGACAAGGUCCGAGCCCUUCGAGAGGCCUUCUACCGCCAGAAUCUUCCCAACCUCAUGAAUCUGAUUGCCACCAUCUUUGUCUUCGCAGUGGUGAUCUAUUUCCAGGGCUUCCGCGUGGACCUACCCAUCAAGUCAGCCCGUUACCGAGGCCAGUACAACACCUACCCGAUCAAGCUCUUCUACACCUCCAACAUCCCCAUCAUCCUGCAGUCCGCCCUGGUGUCCAACCUGUAUGUCAUCUCCCAGAUGCUGUCUGCCCGCUUCAGUGGCAACCUGCUGGUCAGCCUGCUGGGCACCUGGUCUGAUACUUCCUCCGGGGGCCCGGCACGUGCGUAUCCUGUUGGCGGCCUGUGCUACUACCUGUCCCCGCCAGAAUCCUUUGGCUCCGUGUUAGAAGAUCCCGUCCAUGCCGUGGUGUACAUAGUGUUCAUGCUUGGCUCGUGUGCGUUCUUCUCCAAAACCUGGAUUGAGGUCUCGGGCUCCUCUGCCAAAGAUGUUGCAAAGCAGCUAAAGGAGCAGCAGAUGGUGAUGCGGGGCCAUCGAGAGACUUCCAUGGUCCAUGAGCUCAAUCGGUACAUUCCCACUGCCGCGGCCUUUGGUGGGCUGUGCAUCGGGGCCCUCUCCGUCCUGGCCGACUUCCUGGGUGCCAUCGGGUCUGGAACCGGGAUUCUGCUCGCAGUCACGAUCAUCUACCAAUACUUUGAAAUCUUCGUAAAGGAGCAGAGCGAGGUCGGCAGCAUGGGGGCCCUUCUCUUCUGAGCCACGUCUCCCUGGACCAGGAGAGGGGCCCUGCCUGGAAUUGCAAGGGAGGGGGACAGUGAGGCCCGUGGGGUGCUCAUUGCAGGAGUGCUGCUACAGCACCAGGACUUUUGUUUAAUAAUGUUUUUGAAUUUCAUACUCUUUCAUUCCACUUUGUAAAGUGCUAGAAUUUUUCCAGUUUGAAAUUUUGCUUUUUAUGCUGGCAUUGGCAGAAAGAACGGUAGGAGGGAGGUUUUAUGGAGCUCACUGCCAGAGGUGGGGAUGGCAAAGGACUGUCCCCAGACAACUUUUUUUUUUUUAACCUUUGCACCUGCUCAGUGCCGUAGGCAGCUGCAGUGGUCUGAGCUGUUCCCCAAGCACGGGAACUUUUUGAUUAGAAGCACAAACCUCAUAGCUGUGUCUCCGUCGUUGCCAUAGGGCACGAGGCUGAGAGCAAAUCAUGUUUUCUGGUGGACAUGACUCACUGGUGAGUCCCUAUCACAAUCAGGGGUUAGAAUACCUGGCUUCAAACUGUUUCUCUGGAAGACACCAUUGUUUUCCCCCUUUUAUAAGUAGUUUUUUAGGAACAAACCUCUUCGAAAGAAAGGGAUGGGUUUUCCAGAAGACAUUCUUGGGCCGUCUGUUAAUUUUUCUGCAUGUGCCUCUUGGCUAUUCUCGUUGACUGUUCUGGUUGGGCUUUGAGGCUGAAGAGCACGGAGUCAGCUUGGCUCCAUUGUGUCUGGCUGGCUGUCGUCGGUUUGUGUCCUCUGAAGGAGUGAGGCCAGGAUUCUGCAGGCUGGCGCCUGGCCCAGCCGGGUGGACGCUGCGUGACCCUUGAAGUGAUGUAUGUCUGUACCCUCCUUCCGGUUGUCGCUGGAUGGGCCUACCGCUCGCCUACAGCAGCCCUCACACAGGAAAAGACAGUGGCUUCACUUUUACAGGCCACUGUGCCUAGGACCAAAUACAUGUUAAGUAAAUGCCCAGAUGCCACCUGUCUUCUAGCUUCAGUCAGCACCACCCCGCAGAGAGGAGGGUGCGGGCCCCACAUCCGUGGCAAAAUCAGGGUCAGAGAGCUUAGGUUUUGGUUUUUGUUUGUGUUUUUUAGUAAGUUGCUCCAGCCUGUGAUUGGAAAAGACUCAUGGUGAUGUCUAGAAUGAGUUCUGUUUGUGGUAACAGGGGACCUAGGGUUUAGGCAGUGGAACCUUUUCCGAGGCCGGCAGGGAGGCUCCUCUAGGGACAGGUGGUACUUGGCAGCAGGGACAGCAGAGUUGGGUGCCACAAGCCUGAAGAAUUCUCCCUGGAGGAAGCCCCAGCUCUAAGGAAGCACCCGGGGCCCUGCGGAGAGAGAUGCCCCACCAGCAGCCGGCACACAGUGGCCUUCGAAGCAGAGCCAUGGUCACGACUCAGUAGAGCCGAGUCUGAGCUCCUAGGACACCUCACUCACAGCGCUAACCAGGAACAGACCAACCGAGGGACAGGAAGCGACUUGCCUGAAUCCACCUGGCAAGUCAGCAGCAGAAGCAGGAUGGGCCCGACAGGUCUGUCGACCCCUCAGUCCAGGGCAUCCCACCAUAUCACACGUGGCCUUGUCAGACCCAGUCCUGAGCAGAGACUCAAUGCUCCCCCUGCGGCACGCCAUCUGCUCGGCCCCACCCGUGGUUACGCUGUGGGCGCCAGCCUCAUGGGUGGGGCCCUGCGUGGCUCUUGCUCUGUGGUCUGUGAUCACAGUGGGUAGGGGGCUGACCCCAGCUUCCAGGGGACUGUCACUGUGGACGCCAAAAUGGCAUAAAUGAGUUAAGGUGAAUAAGUGACAAAUAAAGCCAAUUUUUACAAGCCA